ACAGUUCGCCUCCUUCCUGGGUUGUGAAGGGGCCGCGGCCAUGGAGGACGAGCCACCUCCGAUUGAAGAGCGGCGGCGGCUGCAGGUAGAGUUGAGCGAGUUCGUGGAGAAGUGUUGCCGGACGCUGGAGGAGGCGACGACGUCCCUGGGCUGGAGCCUGGAUCAACUGGACCCCGGGGAAGAGGAGGCGGCGGCGGAGGAUCAAGUUGUGAUAUGCCCUUAUGAUUCCAAUCAUCAAAUGCCUAAAUCAUCUUUAGCAAAGCACAUGAAAUCUUGUAAAUUGAGGAAACUGGGCUAUACAAAAGAAGAAGAGGAUGAAAUGUAUAAUCCUGAUUUUUUCUAUGAGAAUGUGAAGGUGCCUUCCAUUACUUUGAAUAAGGAUUCACAAUUUGAGAUAAUUAAACAUGCUAGGACCACAGCUGGAAAAGAUGGUGAUUGUUACAAUCAAAGAAUGUAUUCUUCAUUGCCUGUUGAAGUUCCUCUGAAUCACAAACGGUUUGUUUGUGAUCUAACUCAAGCUGAUCGUCUUGCCCUGUAUGAUUUUGUUGUUGAAGAGACAAAGAAAAAGCGCUCUGAUUCCCAUAUCAUUGAAAAUGACAGUGAUCUCUUUGUUGAUUUGGCUGCCAAAGUCAAUCAAGAUAAUAGCCGAAAGAGUCCAAAGUCGUACCUUGAAAUCCUGGCAGAAGUGAGAGAUUACAAAAGAAGACGCCAGUCCUAUAGAGCUAAGAAUGUUCACAUAACCAAGAAAUCAUACACCGAGGUGAUUCGAGAUGUGAUAAAUGUGCACAUGGAAGAACUCAGUAACCACUGGCGAGAAGAGCAGGAGAAAGCAGAGGAUUAUGUUGAGAAGAACGAAGAGAGGCGGUCAGCCUCAAUAGAUUCUCGACAGUCUGGUGGAAGCUACUUUGACACAGAGAGUUCACGAUAUAGAAGGGAUCGGAGUAGGAGUCCACAUAAACGGAAAAGAAAUAAGGAUAGGGACAAAAACUCUGAGUCAAGAAGGAGGAAAGAGAGGGAUGGAGAAAGACAUCAUAGCCAUAAAAGAAGAAAGCAAAAAACCUAAAUGAAAUGCUUAUGUAUGCAUUAUGUUUAUGUCAUGAUAGUUCAGUAAGCUGUUACUUUAAUUGUAAUUGCUUGUAUAAAUGAAUGUGUUUAUGAUCUAUAGAGUGCUUAUCAUUUUUCAAUAAAUAUGCUUCACACCCUGA
Messenger RNA from Dipodomys spectabilis (banner-tailed kangaroo rat), 1205 nucleotides. RefSeq names its product small nuclear ribonucleoprotein U11/U12 subunit 48 (gene Snrnp48). Gene Ontology annotation, cellular component: cytosol; nucleoplasm; U12-type spliceosomal complex. NCBI's taxonomy places the organism in Eukaryota, Metazoa, Chordata, Mammalia, Rodentia, Heteromyidae. The record is from RefSeq and is a predicted model, not a curated record. Bases 41 to 1063 code for a protein of 340 amino acids. The transcript has 9 exons.